AGGAGUGUCGUCCACUCGCGUACGCUACGUCGUCGGAGGCUUUCACUCUUCGUCGCGCCGUCGUUGUCGUCGUCGUCGUCGUCGUCCAUUUGAAUUGAGAGCCCGAUGAGGGCAUUUUCCUGGCCAAAGAUUAGCGGUAGCUUCGUAUGUCUAGACUCCUAGUGUAAGAGCACACAACUGCACAACAGUAAACGUUCAGCUUCAAUAGUGUCAUCGCGACUGCCUACGAGGAUCGUAUCAUUGGCAAAUCGCUCUAUCUCUCUCUGUCCAUCACUCCCUCUGCUCUGCCUGGCGCAUAAAAGGGGAUUUGCGCCAUGCCAGCGUACGCUGGGUUCGAUAGCUUCGCGUCGUCCCGCCGGACGGCCGAAUCGAUCUACUACAGCGCGAAGGACUAUGAUUCGGCCGAGGAGUCCGAGUACGUGCGGCGCGCAUCGAUCCUCGAGGACGCACCGACCACCAUCUUCAACAGACGAUACGUCGAUCCGUGGGAUAUGGAGAACUACGUGUACAUUCGCAAGCAAGUACUGGAACCUACGUCCGAGUCCGAGGUACCACCGUCACCGGCCGGUGAACCGAUACAGUCCAAGUUCUACUACGUACCGGGUGAGCUGAACGAGCUCGACUGUCAGGAGUGCUCGAGCGUCGAGCAGGACGAGUACGAUCCGGACUUUUCCGAGGCGGAGAUGGUACUGGAGCAUGAGCGGCGCCUUGCCGAAGAGGAAGCGCUAGGUGUAGAGCGGACACUAGCGGACGACGAUAUGCUCGAGCCUCGAGAGGUGGAUAAGGAGGACGAUCGCAUACAGGACGUAGGGGAACCGGGCAGCGAGCUAGAGGAAGGUGAGGAGGACGAGGAAGGAUUCUACACGGAACGGUACGACACCGUCAUGGACGAGGAUAGCAUCGCCGGAGAUGAACAUGUCUACAGCUCAUACACAGAUUUGGAAACUUCAGAAACGGAACAGCCAAGCUCGUGCGACAGUUCGAUGUCAGCGCUGCGACUCCAUACGCCCGGUUUCGGGAAGAGUGCCUCGAGCCGGCGACCGAUCGUCCUGCCGAAGCCUCUACCACAGCUGGAGUUCCCGGGACCACCAUCGUACGAGUAUUACGAGCCGAGCUGCUGCUAUAUGCCACUGCCAGCACCACCGCCACCGCCACCGCCACCAUCACAUCAUAUGGCCGGACCCGGGGGUCACUAUCAUCAUCAUCAUCAGCAUACCCACACGCACCACCAGCAUCCCGUUCCGAUCGGUUCGCCCAUGACCAUGGGACCACCGUCCCUGACUGGCACGAUCCUGUCCGAUCAGCACAACUACUACACGCUGAACGAUUGUCUCGAGUGUGCCCGGCAGGAGGCGGAACAUGUGCCGCUGUACGCGACCACCAGUACCACCGGUAGCCCGACCCGGCGACGGUCCCGCAGUGUCAGUGUCGUCAGCCAGAGUAUGAGCCUCGCUAGACGCCCCAGCCAGAUGCUGGAUCCGGCCACCGCCAUCGCGAUCGCAGCGACCAACGCUAAUGUAUGUUACACGCCGCAACAUUUCAGUCUAAGCAAAAAGGGUCUGCUGCAGAUCGACUACUCGUGCAACUGGAACAAUCUCGAUCGAUACAUUGCCAAGUGAAGAGCGGGAAUUCGAUCACAUCCCAAACCGAAUAUGUCCCCUCCGUUCUCCCCCCCCCCUCCCCUCCCCUUUUCCAAUCCAUCCCACAAUCAUUUGACUUGUUGCUCACUCCGAGGGGAAUCCGAAAAAAAGCAGGGUAGAAGAAGUAAGUUAAUUUAACUGCACAUCACGGCCACCGGGCCCCGUUAAUUUCGGGCGUAAUCGUAGGAUCGUGCGUAUGUUAUUUUAAUGCAUCGAGUGUAAACGCGCUGUGUAACGUGCAUGUGUAAAUACGACUAUGAACAAUUCUUA
Messenger RNA from Anopheles darlingi, 1910 nucleotides. RefSeq lists its product as uncharacterized. The transcript has 4 exons. NCBI's taxonomy places the organism in Eukaryota, Metazoa, Arthropoda, Insecta, Diptera, Culicidae. The coding region runs from base 315 to 1619 and encodes 434 amino acids. The record is from RefSeq and is a predicted model, not a curated record.